Messenger RNA from Pseudomyrmex gracilis, 2143 nucleotides. RefSeq lists its product as uncharacterized. The transcript has 3 exons. Bases 1667 to 2026 code for a protein of 119 amino acids. The record is from RefSeq and is a predicted model, not a curated record. NCBI's taxonomy places the organism in Eukaryota, Metazoa, Arthropoda, Insecta, Hymenoptera, Formicidae.
UAUUAAAGUAACAUAAUCUUAAUAUAUAUUAAAGUUAAAAAAUAAAUGCUGGUGUCAGCACACCUUGCUAACUGCGUAGUAGAAAAUAACGAUUGCGUAAGUGUUACACAUGACUCAUAAAUUUCGCAAACUGUANUUCUGUCGGAUAUCAGAUAUCAUCGAUUUUAUCACAUAUUCAAAGUAUAGUUUAAUAUGCAAAACUACAACAUCAACCAAUAUGUAGCAUCAGCAAAAAUGCACUAUAAAAAGGCGAAACCCGUUGCAUAAAAGUAGUAUUUUAUCGGAAAACGGUUGGAGCACUUACUUGCUGUGUGUCUCGAAACCAAAGUGUUAUAAGAGUGAAAAAUGGGAACAAUCGCGCAGUUAGAGCGCAAUGUAUUGGAACAGUCGACUCGUUUGAACUCGGGAGAAGAGUUUGUCGCGUGGAAGCAACGUUGUGAAGAAUGUCUCGAAUUAUUGGAAGAACAUAGUCGGAACAAACGUCCGCGACUGUCUGUAGGAGUCAGACAAUCGCUGGAAUUGCCCGACUCGAAGGAUUAAAAAACUUGCUGCGUCGACAGUUUGCAUAUAGUGGCGCCAGACAUGGACUUACAUGGCGAGAGAUAGACACCGCUUUUGAGAGUAGACUAAUGACGGGUGCUAUCAUCAACGAAGAUCACGUUGAACCUCGCCAUUUUCUCGAACACGCGAGAAGCACGGUGUUGGAAAAAGUGCAAAAUGCCAUUGAAAAACACAAUAAUCUGAAAAUCAAUACAACGUUCAAUGGUGAAUUUGUAUCGGGAGACAAACGAGCCAAUAAAAGUAUAACUACCAGAAAUUCGGAAAUUUUUUGUACAACUAAUUUAGACGACUGGUACGAGCAAUACAUCAUCAAACCUACGUUAGCGUUUUUAGAUGAAUUUCAAGAACGCGAUAGUGGGUGGACCUUGUCACGUAUACUGAAUUUAACUGUAAACGUGAACAAGUAUAAUCUAAUUAACGUAAUAUGUUUCAAUUAUACAUUCACGCGUUUUCGACACGUUCAUAAGUAACAUGAUCCAUAGUGAUGGCUAGCAUGAUGAACGAUUUUAAUUAUUUAGCAAAAAUCAAAGUGACAUUUUGAUGUUCAACUACAGAUAUAAAAAUCACAUAGUUGCAGUAACGACAAAUUAUUACCGUUAUCAUGUGUUUCAAUUUUACAAUCACACGUUUUCGGAACGUUCGUAUGUAACAUGAUCUAUAGUGAUGACUAGUAUGAUGAUGCUGCCUUGAUGUAACAAGAUGCGGCAAAACCCAAGACAUUUAGACGUUUUAACCGCAUACGUAUAAAAUAUCUGCAAUAAAAGCGAUAGACCAGUAAAGCUAUUGAAAAAACACGUGUUCCAAUUGUACAUUCGCGAGUUUUCAGCACGUUUGUCUGUAACAAAAUCCGUUAAGACAAAGAGCGCCUUGAUGUAACAAGAUUCGUUUUAUAUGCAUUUGGGUAUAAAAUAAUCACAUAGCUGCAGUAAAACAGAUAAAACGUGUACAGACGUUGCAGUCUGAUAUAAGUUCAUCGGCAUUCUGUGGGAUACGAGGAAAGACACACGGAUUCUUAACACAUUUAAAGAAUGAGGUAUAAAUAGGAGCGACUUUUGACGAGUCUCAUUAGUCUCAAGUACAUCAUAGUGUCAUCAAGAAAUCUACUAUGGAUAUUGUGCAAGAGUGCAUCCAGCACACAACAAUUGCGCAGUCAGCUGCAUCUCAUCUGCAUCACACUGUCAAUAUGCUGAUCAAAAGCAUUAAACAGAUAAACACUCAACUGCAGGAAUUGGUAAAACGCGACGCGGAAGUACAAAUUGGAUUUAGAAACGGAACUCAGCUUCUCCAGCAGUUAAUAAUUGCAACUACUAUUAUGAGGGAUUUAACACAAGUGCUGCAAACACAAAUAACUCGAUUCGAAGAAAUGAAGGAUAUGGUGAAUCAAGUAAUUGGAUACAUUCAUGCUUAUGAAAAUUCACCGCCUCCAAGUGACGAUGAAGUAGAAGCCAUAGAAAUAGAAGUAUAAUAAGUUUUAUAUUAGUUUUGUUUUUUACAUAGUUUCAUGUUUAUUUUGUAGUUUCUAAUGUUUAUCAUAUAAAAUAGUUUAUAUUAUAGUUUAUACUAUAAGUUAUAAGUUAUAAUA